Molecule: messenger RNA, 753 nt
Organism: Exophiala mesophila
Lineage: Eukaryota; Fungi; Ascomycota; Eurotiomycetes; Chaetothyriales; Herpotrichiellaceae
Exons: 4
Coding region: 1-753 (250 amino acids)
Biological process (GO): amine metabolic process
Molecular function (GO): primary methylamine oxidase activity; copper ion binding; quinone binding
Source: RefSeq, a predicted model, not a curated record
AUGGUCCUCCAUGACGUCAGAUACGAUGGUCGUCCCCUGUUCUAUCGCAUGGCACUGUCCGAUAUGAAUGUCCCCUAUGCAGAUCCUAGGCCUCAUUACCACAAGAAGGCCGCUUUUGAUCUUGGGGAUGCGGGGGCAGGUUUAACGGCAAAUGAUCUUUAUGUAAUCAGUAGCUCCAUUGGAGAUGUCAUCGAAAAGAACAAUUGUGUUUGCAUCCACGAACAGGAUUAUGGCAUCGGAUGGAAGCAUACCAACUACCGAACUGGCAAUGCCUCCGUCGUGAGGGCACGCGAGCUGGUUUUACAGUCUAUCAUGACUGUUUCCAACUACGAGUAUAUUCUGAUGUUCAUCUUCACUCAGGCUGGUGAUGUUGUGUACGAAGUACGCGCUACCGGCAUACUCUCCACACAGCCAAUCGAUGAAGGAGUCCAAGUUCCCUGGGGUACAGUCGUUCAUCCUGGUGUCCUUGCUGCACAUCAUCAGCACAUCUUUUCCUUACGAGUCGACCCUAUGAUUGAUGGUCCGAACAACACUUUCAGCUACGACGAGUGCGUUCCAUUGCCUCGGGAUGCACAUCUUAAUCCUCAUGGAACUGGUUACAUCACAAAGGAAACACAGAUAUCAACGUCAGGUGGAUACGAUCUCGAUAUGUCUCGAAAUCGCGUCUUCAAGAUCAAGAACAACGAUGUCAGAAAUCCGAUCAACCAAGAGGCUGUUGGUUUCAAGGUCUCCGUGCCUGACUACCAAAAAUAA